Messenger RNA from Acaulospora morrowiae, 225 nucleotides. The record is from the annotation of a GenBank genome assembly. NCBI's taxonomy places the organism in Eukaryota, Fungi, Glomeromycota, Glomeromycetes, Diversisporales, Acaulosporaceae.
AUGCUUGAGUUGGGUACUUAUGACACAGUGUUGCUUCAAUCGGUCUUCGUGGCGUCAAGCGUCAAUGUUGGCCAAAUUUGUAAUUCAAAGUUUAAUAUACCCUUCUAUGUUUCUCAACCAUACACCGGCGGUCUUUGCGAGGGCCGGUUCACGCUGGCGUUGGACGCGGGUCCUCGCAGUACUUGUGCAUCCUCAAAUGGGCAUAGAGGCACGAAGGUUAAUUAA